This is a messenger RNA of Pyrenophora tritici-repentis Pt-1C-BFP, 1752 nucleotides long. The record is from RefSeq and is a predicted model, not a curated record. Lineage: Eukaryota; Fungi; Ascomycota; Dothideomycetes; Pleosporales; Pleosporaceae.
AUGUACAAGCCCGCCGCUGAACUAUUGUACAAGCACUCAUCCCCACAGAUCUCCACUGUUCAAGCUGUGGUGAAAGAUCUGAAGACAGUCAUCCGCUUGCGGAAAGCACAGAGCGCCUUCUACCAGCAUAAGCCGAACCAGACACCUGAGGAUCUCAAGUCCCACAAUGGCCACCAGUACUUCAUCAGCGUGCUUGAAGAAGUAUUGGAUUCUAUGGUUCAGCUGUCUGAAAACUACGGUUUCUACCUGGCAUAUUUCCAGAUCGACUCUGAGGCUAUCCGUUCUUUCUGCAAGUCAUGCUGGCAAAUGCACAAGAAGGGAGAGCUAUCUUUGGAGAUCGCCGCCAUGAUGACCAACACCGAUCAAGCUCCUAUUCCUGAACGCGAAGAACAAAGCGCACGGCAGAAGUGGGACAUCGCGGCAUUUCUAGUCCGCGAGUUCUUGCGGACCGCAAAAGUACUGCCUCCAAAGGAGUCGCCGGAAUGGAGAAGACUACCAGAGAGCAGAGGCGGUGACCGGCUCACCGUCUCAAUGUGCCGCAUGUUCCGCGAAGGCACUGUUGGAGAUUGGCAGCCGCUUGGACUUGAUCUGCUUGUGGAUGCCAUCAACAUCCUUGGGCCCAAAGUUGACGAGCCUUGGAAGUCUUUCCGACAGACACAUCGGAAGAGCCCCGUGAGCCGCGUGAUCCCUUUCGUAACGCUCCUUCCUGACAGCUUGUCAGAUUUCCGGUACCAGUUCACCAGUCCCGAUGAGGAUCUGAUGGUGACUGCGAUCGGAAAGUUGCGCUGGGCAGCCAAACGCAAGGCGAAGAAGCGAGGAAAGGGCGUUUCUGAAUCUCCAAUCAACACGGAGAUACCAAAAUUCUUCCUAAGCUCCAAGAAUGUCGUCCAAACAGGCAUUACUUCGUUUCUUCGCAAGUUUGGCACGAACGGGUUCCCGAUAAUCCACGAUAUGUACCAGAUACGCAGUGCACUCGUGGAGGCAGGGCGACUACCUCAGAACGCAAAGUGGGGGCAUCUCGACCAUUUGGCAGAAUCUGACGGCGAAGAGAUUAUUUUCGUGGGAACAGACGCGCCUAAAUGGCUCUGCAAACGAUCAGAUCCCCUAUUCGACAUCGCACAAAGCUCUGCGUUCUUGCUGGAAACAGUGACGAAGGGGGAGAUGGAAAAAUACUUCUUCAGAUCAGAAAUCGGUAGCAUCCUGGUAGCCAUGACAGUUGCUGAAGACGACCCAUUCAUUGGACUGCGGCGUCUCCAGAACUGGAUCAUGGACGACAAGCUCAUGGCAUGGCUAUGUCCAAAGGCCUCGCAGACCGCUGUCACCGAAGAUUGUGAUGAAAAUCUCUCCAUAGCAUUCGAAAACCUCGACCUCGCCGCUACCCAUGAUUAUGAGAGCAAAGCACCCCGGACAAAGGGCCAAGAAGCCUUUCGCAAGCGCGCCCUGGAUGAACUCAAAGGGGACACGAACGAGGACGGGUACCUCACUCCAGCGGCGCAACUCCGGUGGCUCUUCCAGGUCAUGCGGGAUGACGAACAAAAAUGCUUCAUUGAUCUAUCUAAGCUACUUGGCGAUUGCGAAGAGCUAGGUGAGAAGAUUGAUCAAAGUAUGCUGGUGCCCAUCCCAAAGACUUACCGAAACCACGGGAAGCAGCAUUCUUCAUUUUUGAUGAUGUGGCAUGGCCUGCACGGAGCCCCGGAAAUUGAGUCCCUGGUAAAAGAGGUCGCCAAGUUAUUCCAAGAAAAGAUGGAGUAG